This is a messenger RNA of Camellia sinensis, 4727 nucleotides long. RefSeq names its product protein transport protein SEC16B homolog. Gene Ontology annotation, cellular component: endoplasmic reticulum exit site; ER to Golgi transport vesicle membrane. Gene Ontology annotation, biological process: Golgi organization. NCBI's taxonomy places the organism in Eukaryota, Viridiplantae, Streptophyta, Magnoliopsida, Ericales, Theaceae. The record is from RefSeq and is a predicted model, not a curated record.
AAAAUAAUAAAAUCAAAUCAAAACAAAGCUUCGGUGACUCUAGUUUUCUUCUUGGUGCGAAAUCCAUGCUUUGUCUCUGCUUCUUCUCUCUCUCAUCACCUCGCAGAUCGUCGUGGAUGGUGGAUUGUCAUUCAUUUGAGCAAAUUUCUGGGCUUAAGCAAAUUUCUCUCCAUUCCUUAUGUAUUUGUGUUGAAUUUGAUUGAAUUUUGUCAUAAUUAGGAACUAGAGGAUUGAAAUUGGUAGGGAUUGUAAGGUUUUUAUUUUUUUAUUUUUUAUUAUAUAGAUGGCGUCACCUCCAUUACAGGUGGAGGAUCAGACGGAUGAGAAUUUUUUUGAUAUAUUAGUUGAUGAAGGUGAUACUGGUAUAUCUAGAUCUGGCCCUAGUCUUUUUGAAAAUGAAGGGUCAGACGAAACGAAUGCAUUUUCAAAGUUAAGUAUAGGUGAAGCUGAUGCCGCCAAAGUAGAUUCUAGUGGCAAUGUUGAUUUUGGGGUCAAUAGCGAAAGGGAAUCCGGUGGUGGGACUGUUUCAGCAUCCUUGGAUGGGCAUGGGGACAAUUUGAUUGCUGAGGAAAGUGUUUCAUUGACCCCUGUUAAUGUAGUUCAAUCGAAUGAUGUUGCAUUGCACGAAAAAUGUGAGUUGGAUUCAAAAAGUAGCAACAAUAGUGGAUCAAGUGGAAUGGGUGUUAAGGAGGUUGAUUGGAGUUCAUUUAACUCCGCUUCACAUCUUCAUAAUGGCAGUGGAACUGGGUCGUUUUCAGAUUUUUUCAAUGAACUGGGUUCAGGCGAUUUGUGUGGAAAGGAGGCAGGCAAUUCUGGGGUAGCAUCAAACAAUGUGGUUGGUGUUCCUGAAAAUAUGGGUGGUGAUUUUAGUUCAUUGAGUUCUAUACAACAUAAAGAAGGUCAAAAUUAUGGGUCACAAAUUGAACAGGCCAUCGAUGGUCAAGACUUAAAUAGCAGUCAAUACUGGGAAAACCUCUAUCCCGGCUGGAGGUUUGACCCAAACACUGGGCAGUGGCAUCAGUUGGAGGGUUAUAAUGCAACUAUGGAUACCCAGCAGAAUUUGAAUGCCAGUAUUGUGUCAGCUGGUGAUGGUGUAGUUACAGAGCAAAGGUCAGAUGAUUACUAUUUUCAGCAAACAGCUCAGUCUGUUUUGGGAAAUGUAGACUGUACAACAUCCAGUUUUACUGAUUGGAACCAAGGUUCACAACCGAAUGUGGAGUACCCAGCCCAUAUGGUGUUUGAUCCCCAAUACCCUGGUUGGUACUAUGACACAAUUGCCCAAGAAUGGCGGCUCUUGGAAUCUUAUACAUCAGCUAUGAAUCAGCCAACCAAUGUCCAUCAUAACCAGCAGAGUCAAAAUGGGAUUGUUUCGGCAGCUGACUUCUUGCCUGAAGAAAAUCAUAGAAUUCAUGGUAACUUUGAUCAAGUUGGGAAGUUUGAGUCACAAGACCGUAGUAGCCAAGGCAAAGUUAUGGGAUGGGCUGGAUCCGUGAGUGAUUCCAAUCAGCAGCGUAGGAAUACGUGGAAAACAGCGUCACUUCCUAACAGCGGGGUUAUUAGUAUUAGUGAUAAUUAUGAAUCACAUAAUCCUUAUGAUUCGAGUUAUCAUGCGACGAACUCUGCUGACCAACAAAAUCAACAAAUGUGGUUCAAACCCUCUGAAACAGCUACUUUACCUGAACAGACAAGUCAGAGUUUUGGUAGUGUUGUUAAUAGUAAUAGCAUUCUUGGGUCUCAAACCUUUAUUCCUGCGCGACAACGUGUAAACUUCUCGCAGCAUAGUAACCAGCGUAAACAGGAGCCAAGCCAACAGAUGCAUUUCUCACCCGCUUAUUUUGAUAGUCAGAAAUUGCCGAAUUUCUUACAGCAGCCACUUGGUACUCAGUUCCCUCAUGCCUCCAGUGAGGGGAGGUCAUCUGCUGGGCGGCCUGCACAUGCUCUGGUGACUUUUGGAUUUGGUGGAAAACUUAUAGUCAUGAAGGAUAACAGUUCUUUAAAAAAUUUAACAUAUGGAUGCCAGGACUCAGAUGGAAGUGUAAUUAAUAUUCUCAACUUGAUGGAUGUUGCGAUGGACAAAACUGAUGCUUCUGGCACUAGAUCAGGAGUUUGUGAUUAUUUAUAUACGUUGUGUCAGCAAUCUUUUCCCAGUCCAUUGGUUUGUGGGAAUGUUGGAAGUAGAGAGGUAAAUAAAUGGAUUGAUGAGAAGAUUGCAAAUUGUAAAUCUCCAGACAUGGACUACAGAAAAGGUGAACUUUUGAGGUUGUUCUUCUCUUUGCUAAAAAUAGCAUGCCAAUAUUAUGGAAAACUUCGAUCUCCCUUCGGCACUGACCAUACAAUGAAGGAAAGUGAUUGUCCAGAAUCUUCUGUCGCUAAGCUCUUUGCAUCUGCCAAGAGAAAUGUUAGUGAAUAUGGUGCUUUUAGUCGCUGCUUGCAGAACUUGCCAUCUGAAGGAGAGAUUCAGGCUACUGCCUUUGAGGUCCAGAAGCUUCUGGUUUCUGGUAGAAUAAGAGAGGCUUUACAAUGUGCACAAGAAGGUCAAUUGUGGGGGCCAGCCCUUGUUCUUGCAGCUCAACUCGGUGAUCAGUUUUAUGGUGCUACUGUGAAACAAAUGGCUCUUCGCCAAUUAAUAGUGGGAUCCCCUUUGCGGACAUUAUGCCUGCUAAUUGCAGGGCAACCUGCAGAUGUAUUUUCCGAUACGAGUAGUAGCAGUCUGCCUGGUGGUGUAAUAUCUCAACAUUCUUCUGAGAUUGGAGCUACCUGUAUGCUUGAUGAAUGGGAGGAGAAUUUAGCCAUCAUAACCGCAAACAGAACAAAAGAUGAUGAGCUUGUGGUUAUUCAUCUUGGAGAUUGCUUAUGGAAGGAGAGGGGCGAGGUUACUGCUGCCCACAUUUGUUAUUUAGUAGCCGAAGCAAACUGCGAGUCAUAUUCAGACACUGCACGAAUCUGUCUCAUUGGUGCAGAUCAUUUGAAAUUCCCUAGAACAUAUGCUAGUCCUGAGGCUAUUCAGAGGACAGAGUUGUAUGAAUAUUCAAAGGUCCUUGGAAAUCCUCAAUUCAGUUUACUACCCUUUCAACCAUAUAAGCUUAUCUAUGCGCACAUGCUGGCUGAGGUGGGAAAGGUUUCAGAUUCUUUAAAAUACUGUCAAGCUAUUUUGAAGUGUUUAAAAACUAGUCGGGUACCAGAAGUGGACACAUGGAAAAAUUUACUAAAUUCUCUUGAGGAGCGAAUUAAAAUUCACCAGCAGGGUGGAUACUCCACUAAUAUGGCUCCUGCAAAACUGGUGGGUAAAUUGCUCAACUUGUUUGAUAGUACUGCUCAUCGUGUUGUGGGUGGGCUUCCACCAUCUGUGCCAUCAACAUCGCAUAGUAGUGCUCAGUGCAAUGAACAUGAUCGCCAAAAAGUGGGCCCAAGGGUGUCUAACAGUCAAUCAACGAUGGCCAUGUCUUCUUUGAUGCCUUCAGCAUCAACAGAAAGCGAAUGGAAAGGUGGGAACAACCGGUCAAUGCACAAUAGAAGCAUUUCAGAGCCAGAUUUUGGUAGAACACCAAGAAAGGAGGGAAGUUCUCCUGAUAUGCAAGAAAAAGCGUCAGGUGCAGGUGGGUCUUCUCGUUUAGGUCGUAUUGGCUCACAGAUAUUCCAAAAGACAGUUGGGUUGGUAUUAAGAUCCCGCUCAGAUCGACAGGCUAAGCUGGGUGAGAAAAACAAAUUUUAUUAUGAUGAAAAUCUUAAGAGAUGGUUAGAAGAAGGGGCUGAACCUCCUGGUGAUGAACCAGCCUUGCCACCUCCACCAACAAGUGCAUCUUUGCAGAACAGAACAGCAGACUACACCGAACCUAAAAUUGAUAAUUUACAUUCUAACAGUGAACUGGAAUAUAAAAGCCCUAGUUCUGAAUGGAAUUCAGGGAUCCCACGCAUUCCGCCCAGUUCAAACCACUUCUCUGCCCAUGGACGUAUGGGUGUUCGUGCAAGGUAUGUAGACACUUUCAACAAGGGUGGUGGGACUCCAGCGAACUUAUUUCAGUCACCUUCUCUUCUAGCUGCAAAAUCUGGGGCUGGUCCGGUGGGCCCCAAUGCCAAGUUUUUCAUCCCUACUCCGGUGGCCUCGGGAGACGAGACAGUACAAACAACAGGAGAAAACUUGCAAGAAGCUGUUUUUACCAAUGAAAGUCCCUCUUCAUCUUUCGAGAACAAUUCAUUCCCAUCUCCACUAACAUCAGCAUCGACAUCGACAUCGUCAAUGCCAACAAUGCAACGGAUUCCUAGCAUGGAUAACAUUGUAAGCAAGAGAAGCAGAGCGAUCGCAAACAGUAGAAGCUCCCUUCCUCCUCAUUCUAGGCGUACAGCAUCUUGGAGUGGGAGCUUUUCUGAUACAUUUAAUCCUCCUAAAAUGACCGAACUAAAACCUCUUGCCGAGGUUCUAGAUCUGGAAGCUUCAGACCUCGCCAACGCCGCCGGCGUCAUCGUCAUCACUCUCCUAGCCAAGUCCGGUCAGUUAUCAGGUGAAACUUUGGCGAUCAACAAUGCCGAAACCGAUCUCUACGAUGAACUCAUCAAGAACAUCGGGAACGAAAUCAACUACGGGCCGAAAAAUUGUCCUCCGGUGUCGGAAUCGAAGGAGAUCGUCUACGAGAAGAAACAGAUCGUCUCUGAAUUGAUCGCUGUUAUUCCAAAGAGCAAUGAAUUGAUCGCUUAGUUUUGAAUAUAUGUAUAUAUAUAUAUAUAUAUAU